AUGUCCGACACUAGUGAAGCAAGGUUUUUCAAGUCAAAAUACGACUACAAGAACUUUGAAACAUAUCAACAAAUGUUUCUUCUCGGUCUUCUCAACACUAGGUGCUCUUUCACGCUCAAGAAACAAAGAAAACAAACAACCAUAUCAGAGACCACGCCUUUGUUAAAGACUUUAAACUUUGGCAAUGAAACCAUUGAUUUUAUUCAGUUGACAGACGUUUUGAGCCGACCUCAACUUGAACAAGAAUAUAGAAAAGGAAUUAACAAACAAACUGCGUUCAGAAGAUACGAAAAAAACAAGAGAGUAAUAACUAUUAACACAUUGUAUGACAUCUGUUUAGAAUUGGGGUUCUUCUUUGACUCCAAAUUAGCUCGGAAAUCAAAAAAGACUAAACGGAUCGAUCGAAUACUGUGUGUCUUUUUUAAUGGAACUUUUAUUUUUACUCAAGAAGAGCUCAUUCAAAUGGGAGAUAAGAUAAACAUAUACAUCGUUGAAAAAAUGAAAAAUGGAACAGAAAUAACCAUAGAUAAGAACGAUACCACCAUUUAUCAAAUACUCAGCAACAAACUACCAAGUGCCAUUUCAUUCCAUCUAAACAGAUCUUUACCAUCAAUUUCUCUUCUUUUUCUAAAGUACGUUCCAAGUAAUAAAUAUGAUUGGUAUUACUUUAUACCAAAUAAAAACCUCUUCAACGAAAAGGUUACAGAAACUGAUGAACUAAAAAUUGGUAACUUUAAAGCAACAUUUAAGUGUUGCUUUCGCUUUAAAUUUCCAACUUCAUUAUCAUAA
Molecule: messenger RNA, 789 nt
Organism: Entamoeba invadens IP1
Lineage: Eukaryota; Evosea; Mastigamoebida; Endamoebidae
Exons: 3
Coding region: 1-789 (262 amino acids)
Source: RefSeq, a predicted model, not a curated record